CCGAACCAAACAGGAAGUAGUGCGAGAGCGGCUGCUGAAAAUGUUUACGUUCAGUUUAACGUUCGUACGACAAGCCUGCGUGUCCUGUCAGGUGUUGCAGCAUGCUGUGUGGCUACAUGUGUGCCUUGGGGAAACGCAGUACAACAGGGAAAAGCUGCUGCAAGGUCAAGGUGUGGACACGCUGCUGUCAGAGACAGGUGUGCAGCAGGCUGAGGCAGCAGGACAAUACCUAAAAGACAUCGCGUUUACCAAAGUGUUUGUCAGUAACCUGCAACGAGCUGUACAGACAGCAGAGAUAAUUCUGAGGAACAACAGUCAUUGCUCUGGCAUGGAAAUGGUUUUGGAGCCGCUACUCAGAGAGCGAGGUUUUGGUGUCGCUGAAGGGCGUCACAAAGAGUAUUUGAAGAACAUGGCGAAUGCUGCAGGCCAGUCGUGCCGUGACUACACACCACCGGGAGGAGAGACUUUAGAUCAGGUGAAGCUUCGAUUCAAAAAAUUCCUCAAAGCUCUUUUCAAGCAAAUGCUGGAUGAGCACCUCUCAUCAGGACCGGCUGCCUCUUCAGGAGCUUCAGCAUCUGGAGAUGUCGCCCAGGGGACCGCGGCCGUUGCCUCCAACACCCCCCCCUGCUGCUCAGCUGAUGACGGCCUUCAGGGCGUGCUUGUCCACACUCUGGUGGUGAGCCACGGCGCUUACAUUCGUGUGGCCAUCUGGCACCUUGUGGAGGACUUAAAUUGCGCUCUACCUGCAGGGGCGAAAAUGCAGCAAGUGUUUUCACCCUGUCCGAACACGGGCAUCAGCCGCUUCAUUCUCACCCUGAGUGAGUCUGAGUCUGGGCCGGUCCUCUCCGCUGCUCGCUGUGUUUUUACCAACAGGAAGGACCACCUGGAGAACCUCGCAGAUGGUGAAUAGCACAAAAGAAAAUAAAGAGGUAGAUGUUCUCUGCUUGUGUGUGUAUAUGUACACACUAUCUGAUGGAUGAUGGAACUAUUAUAAGCACUAAUCUAGCACAGGUAACUGAAGGCUACGUUGCACAGGGUAAUUCAUGUUUUCUCAGUCGCUGUGUUUCACUGUGGAUCAAUGCUCAGAUUCGGUGUACAGUUCUGUUUCAUCAUGAAACCAUGUCUGUCCAGCUGUAGGCCAGUAAGGUGACCUUUCAUAUUUAAAUUGUUUAAAAACUGAUCAUUAAAUUGCCUCUUUUAUUGUGUUACACCAAAGUUUGAAGUAUUUAAUGUAUUGUGGCAUUUCCUGUGUGGCAGUUGUGCUGCUGCUCAUUUUAUUGUGUGCAAUAUUUCGUGAGAGCACUGAUACUUUGAGUUUGUGUUUAACAUUUCAUACAAUCACAAGUAAUGAGGGAAAAAACAAGUUGCACAAAUCACAGAAUGCUGUGAAAUUACUUGCAAGACAUUUGUGGAUGUAUUGUCUUUUUUUCUGGGUGCUACAUAUUCAUAAGAUCUUUUUAUGUUGUCUGACAUUUUAUCUCCAAUAAAUGGCUGAUGCAGCUCAUGAUGACCUCAAUCAA
Messenger RNA from Maylandia zebra (zebra mbuna), 1520 nucleotides. RefSeq names its product TP53 induced glycolysis regulatory phosphatase b (gene tigarb). The record is from RefSeq and is a predicted model, not a curated record. NCBI's taxonomy places the organism in Eukaryota, Metazoa, Chordata, Actinopteri, Cichliformes, Cichlidae. Gene Ontology annotation, cellular component: cytosol. Gene Ontology annotation, biological process: regulation of pentose-phosphate shunt; negative regulation of glycolytic process. Gene Ontology annotation, molecular function: fructose-2,6-bisphosphate 2-phosphatase activity.